Molecule: messenger RNA, 1707 nt
Organism: Alosa sapidissima (American shad)
Lineage: Eukaryota; Metazoa; Chordata; Actinopteri; Clupeiformes; Clupeidae
Gene: mmadhcb
Product: metabolism of cobalamin associated Db
Exons: 8
Coding region: 166-1059 (297 amino acids)
Biological process (GO): cobalamin metabolic process
Cellular component (GO): mitochondrion
Source: RefSeq, a predicted model, not a curated record
GGCAGUAAAACCUUUCGUAGGCCCUCGAAGCUCAUGGCAUUUCUUCGAGUGUUUGCGAUAAGGCUGGGUGAAGUAAGGUUACAUGGAAAGGGAGUCUACGGUGUCCUUAGGACUUCUUUAACAAUUUAAAGAGAGACUCAUAGGAGUAAAAAGAAGCUUGCCAAGAUGGCAAAUGUGAUCUGUGGGAGGGCACGCAUGGUGACUUACCUGCCAGGGAUCCAUGUUCUGGUACGCCGUGUUGUCGGGGCCAGGUCCUUCUCUGGGGCUGGAUCCUCAGGGUCUGACGAGCCCCACCGGAUGAUCGUACCACCUGACCUCGGUCCCAGGACAGUGUGGCCAGAUGACAGUAUGGGUCCGUUUGGACCUCAGGAUCAGCGCUUCCAGUUGCCCGGUAAUGUGGGCUUCGAUUGCCACCUGGAGGGCACUGCAGAGCAGAGGAUGAGAACGCUCCCCAGAAAAGUUCCAGAUGUGCUGACUGCGCCCUCCAGCAGUGACCGACACCAGUUCAUUUUGGCCCAGCUGGUCUCAGAGUUUGGGGGCCAGGAAUCGCCACCAGAGCCUGUUAGCAAAGUGGACCAGUACUUUGAUAACUCUCAUGUGGAGUGUGCCAUACAGUUGUGCCCCGAGCUGCUGAAGAAAGAUUUCCAGUUAAUGUUCCCGGAAGCGCCCUCAAACAGCAUGAUGGUGGUAACCGUGACGCAGAAGACGGAGAAUGACAUGACCCGCUGGUCUGAGGAGGUGGAGGUCGAGCGGGAACAGUUACUCUCCAAAUUUAUUGAAGGGGCCAAGGAGAUCUGUUAUGCUUUGCAGAAAGAAGGUUUUUGGGCAGACUUCAUAGACCCUUCCUCAGGGCUCGCUUUUUUUGGCACGUACACCAACAACACGCUGUUCGAGACGGAUGAAAAGUAUCGCCAUCUGGGUUUUCGCAUCGAAGACCUGGGCUGCUGCAAAGUCAUCAGUCACGCCCUCUGGGGAACACACGCGUUUGUGGGAACGGUUCUCACCAAUGCACCUGCAAACAGUCUUGUCAUGAAGAAACUACAAGGCAGCCAAGAGUGAAAGGACCACUGCGGAAGACCCAGGAUGACCGCUCUAUGUCCAGAUAUGCUGUGGUUGGUACAGCAUUCAUGAUUCUUGAUUAAAUUAAAUCAAGACGCAGACUAAAGUGGGUCUUUGGCACUUAGACCGUCAGACUUUUGCCUGUACACUAUAUGGAAACUUGAAGUGUGGUCAAAUUAGGUACCUCGAUGAGCUGUAUUACACAUAAGAUUACAAUAUAUUUAUUUUUAAUAAUACAAGUAAAUAAGUGAUGUAUUAUAUGUGACUGUUUUCUCUGUCUACUACAUUAUUAGUCUAUGAUGUUCCAUUCUUAACUGAAGUUAGCGAGUUGUCGCUGGGUGUGUGAUCAUCUUCCCUACACUGAACUCUCUCACCCUGGGUCUGGAAUGGCUGCUCUGAUCCAUGCUUAAAAAAAAAAAAAAGCAUUCAAUCACAUUGCCUUUUACCUCUUAGUUCGGUUGAGAGCUCAGUUGUUAGUAUCUUGGUGUGUCUGUGUGAGCUCUUUUGGGUUGUUAAGCUCUGUGAUAUUUUGUUGUAGAUAAGAGAUUUGACUUGAUGCUGAGUGAGUGAUUGUGGUAACAUUGUAAAUUCUAUGGCAGCUUUUGCUAGAGGUCCACGCUAUAGAGAAUAAAGAAAAGUAUUUUGUCA